AUGUCGAGUAGCUACGAUGUUGGCACCAGAGCUUGGCAGCCCGAUGCCACAGAGGGCUGGGUGGCAUCCGAGGUUGUCAAGAAGUCGGUCGAUGGCUCCAAGGUGACGCUGGUGUUCAAGCUCGAGAAUGAAGAGACCAAGACAGUCGAGCUCUCGCUCGCGGCCCUGUCGGAUUCCAGCGAUCCUUCCUUGCCGCCACUGAUGAACCCGGCAAUGCUCGAGGCCAGCGACGACUUGACGAACUUGUCCUAUCUGAAUGAGCCAGCCGUUCUACAAGCUAUUCGCCUCCGGUACCUGCAAAAGGAAAUCUACACAUAUAGUGGUAUCGUCUUGAUAGCUACGAAUCCCUUCGCUCGGGUAGAUUCCCUCUAUGUACCGGGCAUGGUUCAAGUCUACGCUGGCAAGCAGAGAGCAACACAAGCGCCGCAUCUGUUUGCCAUUGCGGAAGAGGCCUUUGCCGACAUGUUGAGAGAUCGCAAGAACCAGACCAUUGUCGUUUCAGGAGAAUCGGGAGCUGGAAAAACGGUCAGUGCAAAGUAUAUUAUGCGAUACUUUGCUACAAGAGAGUCUCCGGACAACCCCGGGGCCAAGUCUAAAAAGGGUGCCGAGAGCAUGAGUGAGACGGAAGAGCAGAUCCUGGCUACCAAUCCUAUCAUGGAAGCGUUCGGUAACGCAAAGACUACGAGGAACGACAACUCGUCACGUUUCGGCAAGUAUAUUGAGAUCAUGUUUGACGACCAGACCAACAUUAUCGGUGCCAAGAUCCGCACAUACCUUCUCGAACGGUCAAGAUUGGUCUUCCAGCCCCUGAAGGAAAGGAAUUACCAUAUUUUUUACCAGCUGGUGGCCGGAGCCUCGGAUGCUGAGCGGAAAGAGCUGAGCCUUCUUCCCGUGGACCAGUUCGACUACCUGAACCAAGGCAAUGCUCCAGUCAUCGACGGCGUGGACGACAAGGCCGAGUUUAUUGCUACCAAGGCCUCGCUCAAAACGAUCGGAGUUGACGAGACCCAACAACAGGGUAUCUUCAGGCUUCUGGCCGGUCUGUUGCACCUCGGAAACGUUAAGAUCGGUGCUUCGAGGAACGACAGCGUGCUGGAUGGCAAUGAGCCGGCUUUGGCUCGUGCUUGUUCCAUUUUGGGGAUCGAUGCUACCAAUUUUGCCAAGUGGAUUGUGAAGAAACAACUCAUUACCAGAGGAGAGAAGAUCGUUUCCAACCUGACCCAGCAGCAAGCCAUUGUGGUGCGAGAUUCAGUUGCCAAGUACAUCUACUCAAGUCUCUUCGACUGGCUCGUGGAAGUCAUCAACCGCAGUCUCGCUACUGACGAGGUGCUGAACCGCGUUUCUUCCUUCAUCGGCGUGCUUGAUAUUUACGGUUUCGAGCACUUUGCCAAGAACUCAUUCGAACAAUUUUGUAUUAACUACGCCAACGAGAAGCUGCAGCAAGAGUUCAACGCGCAUGUCUUCAAGCUUGAACAGGAAGAGUAUCUCCGGGAGCAGAUUGAUUGGACCUUUAUCGAUUUCUCCGACAACCAACCUUGUAUCGAUCUGAUUGAGAAUAAGCUGGGUAUUCUGUCUCUUUUGGAUGAGGAAUCUCGUCUCCCCAUGGGCUCAGACGAGCAAUUCGUCACCAAGCUCCAUCACAACUUUUCUGCCGACAAGAACAAAUUCUUCAAGAAGCCUCGUUUUGGAAAGUCGGCUUUCACGGUUUGCCACUACGCCAUAGAUGUUACUUACGAGUCGGAGGGCUUCAUUGAGAAGAACCGUGAUACCGUCCCCGACGAGCAUAUGGAGGUUCUUCGAGCCAGUAGCAACAUGUUCCUUGGGCAAGUUCUGAACGCCGCGUUGGCUGUACGCGAGAAGGAUGUUGCGUCGGCCGCGUCCAACGUGGCCAAGCCAACACCUGGAAGGAAGAUUGGAGUUGCUGUUAACCGCAAGCCAACUCUUGGAGGUAUCUUCCGCUCGUCGCUCAUCGAGCUUAUGAGCACCAUCAACAACACAGACGUGCACUACAUUCGAUGCAUCAAGCCCAACGAGGCUAAGGAAGCAUGGAAGUUCGAAGGUCCCAUGGUCCUCAGUCAACUGAGAGCUUGUGGUGUACUCGAGACGGUCCGCAUUAGUUGUGCGGGUUAUCCGACGCGCUGGACCUACGAAGAAUUCGCCCUCAGGUACUAUAUGCUUGUGCCCUCCGCUCAAUGGACUUCCGAAAUUCGGCCAAUGGCAAACUUCAUUCUCAGCCAAGCCCUGGGUGAAAGCACCGGAAAGGGACAGGACAAGUACCAGUUGGGUCUCACCAAGAUUUUCUUCCGGGCUGGCAUGCUUGCUUUCAUGGAGAACCUACGCACCGAGCGUCUCAACUCGUGUGCCAUCAUGAUUCAGAAGAACCUCAAGGCUAGGUACUACCGCAACAGAUAUCUGGAGGCGCGCAGCGCCAUCGUUCGCUUUCAGGCACUCACAAGAGCGUAUCUCACCCGCCGCAAGGCGCAAGAGUUGCGGACCGUUAAGGCUGCAACUACCAUCCAGAGAGUGUGGAGAGGACAAAAGCAGCGAAGAGCGUUUUUGCGCAUUCGCAACAAUGUUAUUCUCGCCCAAGCCGCAGCCAAGGGUUACUUGCGCAGGAAGGAGAUCAUGGAGACGCGCAUGGGCAAUGCUGCUGUCCUGAUCCAGCGCGUGUGGCGAAACAGGCGUCAAUUGGCGCAGUGGAGGAGCUAUCGCAAGAAAGUGGUUUUGAUCCAGAGCCUUUGGCGUGGAAAGACGGCAAGGAAACAGUACAAGAAGGUCCGCGAGGAGGCCCGCGACUUGAAACAGAUAUCCUACAAGCUGGAAAACAAGGUCGUCGAGUUGACUCAGUCGCUUGGUACCAUGAAGUCGCAAAACAAGGACCUCAAGAGCCGUGUGGACAACUACGAGAACCAGAUCAACUCGUGGAAGAUGCGUCACAACGAGUUGGAGAAGCGUACAAAGGAUCUCCAGGUCGAGGCCAACCAGGCUGGUAUCGCCACUGCCAAGUUGCAGGCCAUGGAGGAGGAGUUGAAGACCAUGGUGCAGAAGUACGAAGACUCCAACGCCAACGCCAAGAGGCUGGGAGAGCUGGAAAAGGAGCUCAGGGACAACCUGAGGACCACCGAGUCGGAAUUGGAGCGGAUACGGGAGGAGACCACGGUCCACGAAAGCGAGAAGGUGACGUUACGCCAACAACUUGCCGAGCUCCAAGAUCAGCUCGAAAUGGCCAAGCGUGCUGGCCCUGUCAACGGGGAGCUCACCAACGGCAAUGCCGCUGCUCCCCCACUCAAUGGGCUUAUCAACCUCGUCUCGUCCAAGAAGCCCACUGCCAAGAGACGGAGUGCUGGCAUGGAGCAACGAGAUAUCGACCGGUUCAGUUCCACCUUUAACCCUCGUCCUGUUUCCAUGGCGGUUACGGGAUAUAGCAAGCCGCCGGCUUUCACGCCUGGUGUGGACAGUAUCGAGAUGGAGUUGGAGAGCCUCCUUGCCGACGAGGAUGGCCUGAACGAGGAAGUGACUGUGGGUCUCAUCAGGAAUCUGAAGAUCCCAUCGCCCAACAACACCCCACCUCCGUCCGACAAGGAGGUCCUGUUCCCCUCUUACCUCAUCAAUCUGGUGACUUCGGAGAUGUGGAACAAUGGUUUCGUCAAGGAGUCGGAGAGGUUCCUGGCCAAUGUCAUGCAGUCCAUCCAACAGGAAGUGAUGCAGCACGACGGCGAGGAGGCCAUCAAUCCCGGUGCCUUCUGGCUGUCCAACGUGCACGAGAUGCUUUCGUUCGUCUUCCUUGCCGAGGACUGGUAUGAGGCGCAAAAGACGGACAACUAUGAGUACGACCGCCUGCUCGAGAUUGUCAAGCACGACCUCGAGAGCCUCGAGUUCAACAUCUACCACACGUGGAUGAAGGUCCUGAAGAAGAAGCUUCAGAAGAUGGUUAUACCCGCCAUCAUCGAAUCCCAAUCGCUGCCCGGCUUUGUCACGAAUGAAAGUAAUAGGUUCCUUGGCAAGCUGCUGCAGUCGAACUCAGCACCAGCCUACAGCAUGGACAACCUUCUGAGUCUCUUGAACAACGUUUUCAGGGCGAUGAAGGCGUACUAUCUGGAGGAUUCUAUCAUCACGCAGACCGUGACUGAGCUUCUCCGCUUGGUCGGCGUCACUGCCUUCAACGAUCUUCUCAUGCGCCGAAACUUCCUGUCCUGGAAGCGAGGUCUGCAGAUCAACUACAACAUUACUCGUAUCGAGGAAUGGUGCAAGAGCCACGACAUGCCCGAGGGUACGCUGCAGCUUGAGCAUUUGAUGCAAGCAACAAAGCUACUCCAACUCAAGAAGGCGACUUUGAACGAUAUCGAGAUUAUCCAAGAUAUCUGCUGGAUGCUCUCGCCCAACCAGAUCCAGAAGCUACUGAACCAGUACCUCGUAGCAGAUUACGAACAACCCAUCAACGGGGAGAUCAUGAAGGCUGUUGCUUCUCGGGUCACAGAGAAGAGCGACGUACUGCUGUUGCAAGCUGUUGACAUGGACGACAGUGGUCCGUAUGAGAUUGCCGAGCCACGAGUCAUUACUGCGCUGGAGACUUAUACACCGUCAUGGCUCCAAACUCCUCGUCUCAAGCGUCUAGCUGAGAUAGUAUCCGCACAGGCAAUCGCCCAGCAGGAGAAGCUGGAUGGGGACGACGAGUACGACGGCGAGAACGAUCUGAAUGAGAUGGAUGAGGAGGUCGAGGUCGAUGGCGCGUAA
Pseudomassariella vexata is the source of this 4734-nucleotide messenger RNA. RefSeq names its product putative myosin MYO2. The transcript has 7 exons. Gene Ontology annotation, molecular function: actin filament binding; ATP binding; microfilament motor activity. Gene Ontology annotation, cellular component: vesicle; cytoplasm; actin cytoskeleton. Lineage: Eukaryota; Fungi; Ascomycota; Sordariomycetes; Amphisphaeriales; Pseudomassariaceae. Gene Ontology annotation, biological process: vesicle transport along actin filament; actin filament organization. The record is from RefSeq and is a predicted model, not a curated record. Bases 1 to 4734 code for a protein of 1577 amino acids.